Anopheles bellator is the source of this 966-nucleotide messenger RNA. Its product is annotated as ecdysone receptor-like. Lineage: Eukaryota; Metazoa; Arthropoda; Insecta; Diptera; Culicidae. The record is from RefSeq and is a predicted model, not a curated record. Bases 1 to 966 code for a protein of 321 amino acids. The transcript has 4 exons.
AUGUACCGUGUCAAUAUCGUCAGCACAAAUCCGAGCGUGACCGCGAGCAGCAGCAGCAGCAGCAUUGGCAGUGGAAGUAGCAGUGGAAGCAGGAGUGGCGUGACCGUUACCAGCAACCUGAUUGUGCAGCAACCUGGGGCCCAGAUCCUGGGAAUUGCCGCCGGUGGCAGCGUCAGCACGAUCCUGGCCGGCCAGCAGCAGCAGGCAGCGGCCAGUGCCCUCCCGAUCGGCACGGUGGUCAGCAUCCAGCCGCAGCACCAGCAACAGCCUGGGUCGGGCUCAGCGCAGCAGCAGGUGGUGCCGACGACGGCGAUCAUCGGACUGACCGCCGGGACGCUGAACGCGCUGAAUGUGGCGAACGCGACCCGCGUCGCCGGAAGCUGCACGAUUGCGGGGCUAGCGAGCGGCGGGGCCACGAUCACGCCGGUCACACCGGCCACCGUUGCCGCUGCCACCACCACGUCCAGCCACCAGCUGCUGAAGGCGGCCGCGGCGGCGGCGGCGGUCAAGGUGGAACCCGUGCCAAGUGACACGGGUGGUGGUGGUGGCGGUGGAGGAACGGCCGCCACCACCCUCGUUUCGAUGCCUUCCACCACCACCAACGCCAGCACCGGGAACUCGGGUGGUGGGGCCAGCACUACCUCGUCCUCGGCAGUGGCCCUGCCGGUUGCAGUCACUGCCAACGCGACCACCCUGACCGUGACAUCCGUACUGCCCGCUGCGGCCAGCGGCAACGGUCACGUUGUCUUCGGAGGCAAGCGGAGACACGAAAGCAACGAAGAAUGGAUAUCCUCACCUAGUCCGGGCAGCGUGCAAGGAUCCGCGCCGCCACUGAGCCCGUCGCCGGGCUCGCAAAGUCACACCUACACCACCACCAUGUCCAACGGAUACUCUUCGCCGAUGUCCACCGGCAGCUACGACCCGUACAGUCCGAAUGGGAAGAUGGCGCCCCCCGGUGCCGAGUAG